This is a messenger RNA of Cloeon dipterum, 610 nucleotides long. Its product is annotated as histidine-rich glycoprotein-like. The annotation marks the transcript as partial. The transcript is spliced from 2 exons. The record is from RefSeq and is a predicted model, not a curated record. NCBI's taxonomy places the organism in Eukaryota, Metazoa, Arthropoda, Insecta, Ephemeroptera, Baetidae.
ACCAAGACCCACCACAACCACAACCACCACCACACCACGACCUACAACAACAACCACACCACGACCAACAACCACGACCACCACAACCACCACACAAAGACCAACCACAACCACCACUACACCACGACCAACAACAACUACAACCACCACCACACCACGACCAACAACCACGACCACCACAACUACCACACCAAGACCCACCACCACCACCACACCACGACCAACAACAACAACAACAACCACACCACGCCCAACAACAACGACUACCACCACCACACCAAGACCAACCACAACCACAACCACCACACCACGACCAACAACAACAACCACCACCACCACAACCACCACCAAACCCCCACCACCACCAACAUUUACCGUCAUGAUUUCCAUUAACAACGACGAGAGGUAUUGUGGUGGAUCCCUGAUUAAGAAAGACAGAGUGCUGACUACUCAGAAAUGCUGCAUUGGAGCGGAAACAUUCAGCAUCUUCAUUGGCGGUAUUGACGAACCCAGACGGCCGAUCGGCAAGUCCAGUAAAUGCAAAAAUCACGAUAGUAGUAACAUCGACGACGGUGUCUGCGUUAUUCACCUGGACGCUCCAGUUUCUGGC